GAAGGAGAGAAAUGCUAUUGUUCAACUUUUUUUUUUUUUUGUUUGAUUUUAAAAUCAUCAGACUAACCUGUUUCCAAAUGAAAGUAAGAUCUGAAUGGAAUAUUCUUUAAGGAAAAAAAAACAGGACAAAAUAUAUCAAAGAAACAUGUUCAUUUUUAUCUAGUUGGCAGAAUAUUAUUGGCAUCAGUAAUGAAACUGCAUGAAUGAGGGACAUUGCAGUCUGGCCCUGUGCUUCUGUUCCAAUACCAAACUAGAAUUUUUAGGGAAAAAUACUUGAGUUUGUUCUUUAAGCCAUAAUUGCCACCAGCUAUCUUAGCUCUUCCUCAUUUUUUCCACGUUCCCCUCAUCUUGCUUUUAUGUUUAUUUUUCAAACAGUGACCCAUGGAGUUCUGAAAUGAAGUCUGCUCCUUGGGAGAUACUACAGCUGCUUUGUGUAUUGGUGCCCUAGGCAGAUGUUUGCCCCCAGGAUCCCUGGGGUUUUCAAUCCUCUUAUGAGAGAGCUGGGGCGUGUGUCCUUCUUACACCAGCUCUGUUAGAAAUCAGGUUUCCAGCUCCAACUCCUCCAGAAGCCUGGUAGGAAACAGGGAUAGAAUACAAUUCGAUCCUAUGAACCAUUCUGUAGAAUCCCAAACCAAGGACCUGGCAUAUAAUUAAUGAAUCAACACUGAUUCAUAAUUCUGACAAAUUCCUUUCCUUAGAAAAUUUUCAACCACUUCCAGACUUGGCUUUGUGUAUUGGCUUGGUUUCCUAAGCAUUGCUGAGACUCAGUAUUUCUGUGAGUACUCAACGUGAUUUGCAAAGGCUUAAAACUUGAGGAAAAUUUGUAAAUAAAAAAUAAACUAUAGUUAGAAAGGGGUGUAAGCCAUCAGUUUUUUCAAUGUUAAACAUACAGUUGAUUGUUUCAAUCCUUGAUAUUAUGAUGGUGGAAAGAGUGCAGAUAAAUUACUUUUCUUCCUUGUUUAAAUUCAAUCCAAAACAUAACCUUGUUUAAAUUCCAGGUGUUCUGUUUAGAGCUAUCUUAUCUUUUUUUUUUUUCAAAAAGUCUUUUUUUUCCUCAAAAUAUCCUUUAUAAAUAAUUAGUUUUAAGUGAAUGCUGAGCUUUGACAGACCCUCAAAUCAUUGGAAAUGCAGGUUUGAACAAUAUUUGAAAACUAAAGUGCUAUAAAUCAAACUUAGUUGAGAGGUCAUCUUUGGGAUUUGACUGACUAAGAGAUACUCUUCACCUAUAAAUGUUUUUGCCUUCAAUAAGUUAUUAUAAAUGUAAGACACUGCCCUCACUACAGUUUGGACUAUAAAGGUGUUUUGGGAGUCUUUUCCCCCCAAGAGAUCUUGUAAUUAUGAUGGAUGGAAUAUUCCACUGCAAAUUUUUAUAUGGUUUCAUAGUCUGAUAACCCUCUAAAAUACAUGUGAGAAUGAACAAUUUCACAUUUUAAAUUCUUAUUCAAAAAUUCCUGCGGCAAGCAAGUUUGAAGAAACUUUUUAUGUGGCUGUUUUUAAUCCAUCAAUGAAUGACAACAAUUCUGCAAAUAGAUGCUUAUUUGCUGUCAUAUGUGAUAAAAUUCAUAAACAGUAACAGUAGUCAAUUAUUCACCUAAGUAGCAAAAUUCCAGGAUAACCAGCGUCACAGUCAUAGACUAAGAUUAUUGGAUUUUCUGGGGAAAAGGGAAUAAGUUUCCCCAGGGAAGAAGUUUGGAUUUUCUGGGAAAGAAGUGUCUUGAUAUCCUUUCAAGAUAUCUUCUAGUUCUCAUUUGCUUGAUGCAAAGAAGUGAAAGGGCAAAGGACUUGAAAAUAAAAGGUGGAAGAGAAUAAAUGACUUCUGAGAUGAGAGUACAGAUCCACAGACAUGAGCAAAGUAACUUUUCUCCAUUAAGAUAAACUACAGGUCAAAGGUUGGAUAAUUCUUUGUUGGGAAUAAAAAAUCUGCCAAAAUUAGUGUAUUUAAAUAAAAGAUAAUGGACUGAAACCUAGAGAGAGAUGUGGAGAACUCAACAGAGUGCCCAACAACUGUGUUUUGAUGUUUAAUCAACUAAGCUGAUGAAAUACUGAAUAUCCUAGGCUGCAUCUGAAAAUUGCAAGGAUGAAGUCUUUGGAAAUAUCACAAAUAGUCUCUCAUUUAUUGUUUCUCCAGACCAGGGGAUGUGUUGAAGAACACUGUGCUCACAUUCCUACCCAUACCAGCUUCUUAUCCCUCUGAUGACAGCCAGGCUAUGAUUUGCUCUGAGCCCAGUGAGAGCACAAUUCAGAUACAGCUUUGUUUAUAUAAGCCAGUGCUGGAACCAUAGGGAAUAAUCUUACUGUUUAAGAUUUUACAGUGUUUAAUAGAUAAACUGUUGAAAAUCUGCAUGUGGAAAACAAUCAAGAUGAAAGUAACCAUGGGACAACAGAGUUCAUGAUUCAAAGGAAAGAAAGAGAUGAAAGAAGCAGAAUAAUAACACUGGACUUCAAAAAAGCAAACUUCAACAAAUUCAAGGAAUUGAAUUGACAUCCUGGGGAAGGAGUUAAAACACAAAGAAAAGUUCAAGAGAGCUGAGAGUUUCUAAGAGUUUCUAAGGCUGUAUUUAAGUUUAACAGUCUAUCCACAUGCAGUGGAAAGAAAACUCAGAGAGCACUGUGGCUGCAUUAGGGGCUCAUCAAUUACCUGAAAAAAUCAAAAAAGAAUGCUGGGGGAAAAAAAGUAGAAACAAGACAGCUACAUUAUCAAGAACAAAUAUAAAAGAACAGCACAGCAGGUUAGGAACAAAACUGGACAGACAAAAAAAUUUGGCAGCAAGGGAAAAGCAAAACAAUAAAAAUUGAUUUUUAAAUAUUUUUCUAUUAUACAAUAAGAGCUCUCUGCUUCCCAGAAGAGGUAAGUAUCAGAUGGUACAAAAGCCUGGAGUGCUUGCUGUUCUACUGCCUCCCCUCUAAACAAUGCCUGUCAUAAUCAAAGUUAACCAGGAAUGCAGGUCAGAGGCUAUCAAGCUAAUUAGAUGUAUCAUUACAUUAAGUUCUGAUUAAAUCUGGUCUACAAUAAUAAGGAGGAAAAUUGAAAUAAUCUUAGAAUUACUUUAUUUUUGAUUGAGGAAGAAUAAGUGAGUUCCCAGAGAACCAGAAAAUAAUACUACUUUUUAAAAAUGGGCAGACCACAGGAAUGAGUGGAAAGGCAAGGUAAAGAGAAUGACAGAGAAUCAGCCAGAAAAACUUUGACACUAAAAGAGUUACUGGAAAAGCUGUCUGAAAUCUGCAAGCAUAGAGACUAAUUGAAAAGGCUGACAUGUUUUUGUCCAUUAAGUAAUUUUAAAUAACAUAAUGGUCAAGGUAACUGUCCCAAGACAUAAAAACAGCAUGUUGUACGUUGAAGUCAAUAAAUGCUUUGACAGCAGCUCGUCCUGGCCUGAUUAUACAUUUGGUUGCUCAGAUUCAGAUGAUGGGCCUGUAAGGUGAAUACACAACUGGUUAAUAAAUCAUUUCAAAGGGUAAUUAACUUGCUUUUUGAAUUGUGAAAGUGAAUUGAGUGGGGUUAGGACUAUGCAGAUGUUAUGAGUGAAAAGCAGGUGCAGAGCCCUCAGGGACAAGGCACAAAAUAAGUGAGAGCUUUGGCUUUAUCAAAAGUGUAGUGUUCCCACAGUGGGAAUCCCAGAGCAGCAAUGAAAUGAGGACCCAAGGCACUGGAGCCCUGCUCAGGAGUGAAGCUCCAGGGAAAGUGCAGUGGGGGUGAGUAAAGAAAUCUGUGCUAAUUAACAUUCCAUACAUAUGCAAUGCCCUGUUUUGCUCAUUAGCUGCCCCAUGUAAUGCAGGUGCUGCUGUUUGAAUUCCAAGAUCUGCUGAUGGCCUUCACCUUGGCACCCGUGCAGAUGGAGGGAAGCAAACUAUUCUGCCUUGCAGUAAUGAGGUAAAACAUGCUCAGUGAGAAGGGAACUAUCACAGACACGGUAACAACAAGAUAAGACCUGCCUGGGACUGUGCAUAGUCAGAUGAGGGAAGAAAACUAUCCAGGAUUACCAUAAGGCAGUCUUUUCCCAUCCUACACUGUAUGGAAUGUGUAGGAAUGUCUGUGAAUUUUACUGCUGAAAUAUAAGGUGGGAUGGAAAGCACACUUAUCCAACAUACAAGCUUAGAACUCACAAGAACCAUGAUAACAGUUUCAAUUUCAGCUUCAAGUCUUAGGGUUUUGAAGGAUAAAUAUUAAAUGAAAAAUCACUACUGAGCUUCAGUAAAAAUCUCUGGGGACUAUAACAGAUCACAAGCUGAAUAUGAAUCCAUGUGUGCAGUUUGCAAAAAGAAAAGAAGAAGGUGGGGGUAGAAGACCUGAGGUGUACUACAUGAGAACUGCACGUGACAGAAGGUAAUUAUUUUGCUCUGUUUGGCAAUAGAGAAGCAUCAGCAGGAAUUCUUUACCAUUUGGGCACUGCGGCUAGGAUACAUACAGCCAAAAUGAGAGAGUAGAGGACAACAAUAUGUGUUUAGAAUCAUAGACUGAGAAAGACUGAAAGAAUUGGAUUUACAUAGACAUGAUUGGAUUGAGCAAACCUAUGAAUGUGAAAUGUUGCUGUAAAAAAAAUUAGUAGCAGUAGGGGGUUUUGAGGGAUUUUUUGUGUUCUGUGAAGCUUAAGCACUUGAUUUUGAAACAAGGAUGAUUUUGUUUCAGUUUUUACAUUUGAAGGCUUCCUGUGAAAUACUGGAAUAGGUUACUUGUCUGUAACACACCUCUGAGGUCUGCUUUCUUGUGAAUUUUUAAGAACAAGUGAGAUAAAACUCCGUCAUAAGUGCAUAGGCCUUGUUCCUUGAAGGGAGAGGGACUCAGUAGGGAUCUUCAGUAAAGUAAACUGGGCACUAAUUCAAAUACUUGCCUGCAAUCAGGGAGUUAUAUUAAUUUGAUUAUUAAUUUAAUUGUAUUCCAGUCAGUUCCAUUUUCAGAGUUUUAUUUGCAUUCUUCCACUGAUACAUACCAGAAGUAGGUGAUGCUGUGGGAUGAGUUGCUAGAACUGAUGUCAGAGAUGUUGUACAGGGAUGCUGAAUUUCCUUUCCAUACCUAUGCUAAAGCAGUGAAAAAGUGAUUUGAUGCUAAGAGCAGCAGCAGGGGCGGUAGGGGCAGAGCCUGCCAUGCUCUAUCCAGCACUGUCCGUGUGCUGGGUGAGUCCCCUCAGCUGCCAGGAGCUCAGUGCCCAUCCCGGGAGUGUUCCUGUGUACAUGGGGCACUCAGGGACAUGCUUCAGUGGUGAACUUGGAUUAAGGGCUGGACUCGAUGGUCUUCGAGGUUUUCUCCAAACUGAAAGAUUCCCUGAUUCAGCCUCAGCUGACCCUUUACUGCUUCCCUUCGCUUGUGUGGCAGCUUUCUGGCUGUGAAGUCUGGCUGUAACCAGGAGAUGGCACACGAGGUCCUCUGCAGCGUUUUGGAUGGUGCUGCUGCGCCGGGAGCAAAGGGAGACUGAAAAACGAUCCGCUGUUCAGAUGUCUGCCCAAACCUUGCCUAUUAGAAACAUGCAAACACGAAAUGGCAGGGUUUUUUAAUAUGGCAUUUGCAAAAUGAACAUGUAUUUAUAUUCAGCGUUCAGCUCUCCCUGUAAUCUUUUAGAGAACAUGCAUGCACAUCGUCAUAGUCUUAAAUCCUGUUUACCUUCCAUCGAUGUGUAAUACACUCAUUUCUGUAAAACCUGGCAAAAGAAUUACCCUGCACUGUCUGGAAGAAACAUAGACAUCGAAUUGCAGGUUACAGGGGCAGAGUUAAGCAUCUUAACCUAACUACAUUCCUGUCCUCACCCACUAAGCCCAGCUUUUCCCUCCUCAGUAAACAAGGGGAAUGUCAGGACAUGUCUGUGCUCCCUGUUUGGGGUAAGUGAAGGCAGAUGUACAGUGUCAUUUAUGCUCUGUUGCUACAGUUACGUAUCCUGCCAAAAUUCUUCUCUUCAGGCAAUAGUAACAUUUGCAGGAUACUUGAUGUAAGUGACUGGAAUAAGGGAAACAGGAAGAAAUGGUGUAUAGUGGGGAAUACAGAUGAAGGGAAGAAAUAACUAAAAAUGUGAAAUGGAGAAGAGCCUUGAAGUCAGUAAAAAAAAUUUUAAAAAGGAAAGGUUAUUUCCAUUUAAUUUGAACAGAUUGGUUUUGGAGCAAUACAAGGACUUGAUUUAUUUUAGGUGUAAGUUAGGGGGGAAGGAAGAGACAGUAAAACAUUUACACUGCUGAGACCAAUGCAUUUCAAAGCAGCAUUGUGUGGCAUAGAGCAGGAUGGGCACAGAGCUGAUUGAUGUCCCAGGGCUGCCAGCUGUGAUAGCUCAUUCUCCUGCUGGCUGACUCAUCAUGCUCAAAUGCUAACUCUGGAAUCAAGAGGGAAAAUUAUUCAUCCUUUAAUAGCCGAAAUUGAAAAGUUACUUUCAAGAGUAAUAAAUGCUUUGGUCAGUAUAAUUUCUUUCUGAAUUUCUUUAGAUUUGUGGGAAGUAUGAAUGUAAUGGAAAAUUUCUGAUUUAAUGCACUCUUACAUGUUGCUAAAUGUAACUUUAGAAGUAAACAUCAUGGAAAAAAGUCUCUCAGCAAAGACUGAAAAAGAAAAAGGCCUUGAUGUAAAAUGUGAAGUUAGCCUCUCUGUUAGGUUUUGAAAAGAUUGCAAGGUGUCUAAGUGUGUCUAAUUGUUUUUAAAGUCUAAUUUCUAGUCUAAACAGAAUUAAACCAACAACAGAUUUCUGAGCCGUUUCAUUUGAGCAGUGUCCAUAGAGAUCUCCCUCUGGCAAUAUGAUAGCAAUGAGUGCUGAAGUAGCAUUUACAUUCCUGAAACUUGGAUGGUUUUCCAGCUAGAAUACUUUGUUUAAUAAUAAAUAAAUAAACAAAAGACUCUGCUUCUGUACCUUGCUUCUGUAACAAGAGCAGUACAUGUUCUAAAUGUGGUCCUGCUUCAUACUGAAUUUGACUUGUUUUUAAUAAGCUUAAAUUUUACUAAGGAGCCAUUAAAACAAGUGUUUUCUUUAUUAAUAUUUGCAGCAUGUCUCUGCAGAAUAUAUAUAUUUUUAAAACAUUUCACUGGUUCUUUUUUAGCUGUUUGGUUGCAGCCUUGUGUUAAGGAGCCGUGGGAGCUUUUGGCAUUUUGAGUGCUAUGUUGAUUUAUAUCAAUUCCAAACAUGAUGAGACGUUAAAUUUUCAUCUGUGCAUUGUCACUCCUUUAUACCAGGCCCUCCUGGUAUUUAUGCACAUAUGGUCUUUAAAUGCCUUGUGGAAAAGUAUCUCUUAUUUUGUCAAAGAGGAAAGAUAAUAAUUGUUAAUUAAGAGAUUAGUUGGAGGCCAUUUAUAAUGCUUUUAAGUCCUAAAUAGUGAUUACUCAGAAGCUGAAUGUGUGGAUAAGCACACCAGGGCAAAGUCUGUGUAAAUUGCAUUUCAGAUGCCAGCAGCCCUCGUUUUCCUGGGCAGACCUUCACGGGAAAUCUGCAUGUCCACAGGUGGACAUAGCCCCUGUGUGCCGUCACUCUUUGAGUUGCAUCUCCACCUAGCUACUCCUAAGAACCACAAAUUCCCUCUCACAGGACCCUCCAAUGGGACAGGGUCCCUUGCUGGUGCAAAAUGACAGUCCUUUCCUUUGGUCUCGUGUACCCAGGGCAGCAAGGCCAGGGGUGGCAGUUCUCCCUGUCCCUGGGGGAACCCGAGGUAGUGCCACCCUCAGCUGCUCCCUUCAGUUCCUCCACAGCUCCAAUAGUGAGGGGACAUCUCAGCGAGGGGACAAUCCUGCGCCCCUGCAGGGCUCUGAGCUGGCUUACUGGGGCACAGUUGAGCUUUGGGCUGCAAGAUGAGGAGCCACAAUUAAUUCUCAAAGGCUGAGGUGUAAUCCCAAAAUAUUUCUAUUUAUUAUCUGUUAUCCAAUAUUUCUAGAUAUUAUCCACUGUCUAGUAGGCAGCCAAGCAGGAAGUUCUGCAGAACCUCCUCAACAUGAGACCAGUGUUGUGAGUGAAGAUUUCUGCAAAGCUGAAGGGGAAGGUGCUGCCCCCCCAGAGAAGGCAGCUGUGUAUUCUGCAAACAUCUGCAUAGAGUAUUACCAUUAUCUAUGGUAAUGGAUCUCCCGACUCCUGCUAGUGGCAAUCGUGUUGGUAUGUCUGAGCUCUUUGUCUCUGCCCCCCUGUAGCAGCAGAGUAAAAGCUGCUGUCUGUCCCUGCCCUACUCUGACAAAUUUCAUUAGCAUGAGCAGGUUUGCAUCUCUUUGGUAAUACCACUUGGUUUCAAACAUGGUAUUUCUGAAUCACAGUUUAACAGGAGAUUUUCAAACAAGCAUUUAAUGAAUAAUAGAUAGAAACAGAAAGAAUGCAGCUUAAGAAUUUUAGAUAAAAUUAAACUAGCAGCUGUUAAAUAUUGUAGCAGUCAUUACAUUCAGAAGUAAUCUGCUACCUGUCUAAGAGACUUACACAUUUUAUGUGUAAUGGAAAUGAGAUUUGGUUUAAUCUUGUCACACCAUGAUCAAUUUGUGUCUCUGGGAGCCCAGCAUUUGACACCACCUUUCUGCAGUGCCAUUUGCUUCAAUACAAUGCAAUUAAUAAACCAGCAGUGUAUAAAUAUGUAAUUUGCAGUUCAGAUGGUAAAAAGUCUUCAAAUCAGUAAAGACAGAUGUAUCAGUGGAUGAUAAAACUCAAUAUUUUCUAUUUUUAGAGCUCCAUCAUAGGUCAUGUAUUCUUCUUGUCCUAUACAGACAGCUUGCCAAGUGUCUUUAUUUCUUAACAUAAUGCUGGAAAAAGCAAUGGCAUAGAAAUAGACUCUUUCAUAUUUUUAAAAACUAUUUGUAUAGAGAUAUAUAUGUUAUAUAGAAGAACAUAAGUAGCAUAUAUUAUUUAUACUUAUACAUAAUAUUCUGUAAGAACUAAGACUGGAAAUAAUUCUGGGCACAUGGGACAUUUAUCUCAUUGGGAUGGGAUUGUGCCCCAACUAUGCAGAAUGCUGUUACAGCGAUCAGAAAUAUUUAAAUUGAGAAGGAAGCUUGCAGAAAAGUUACACUUUCUUUUUCUGAUGUUCAUGAGAAUUAGUCCUUGAGAAUGGCAUUUUGCCUGACUGCGGGGGAGGCUUGGUAGGGUUCUGCAAGCAGCCAGUGGCACUGAUAUUCCCAGUUCUGACUGGAGAGCUUGCUGCCAGGCCCCAUGUUAAAUGCAGUUGAGUCAGGAGACUUGUCCUUCAGUAAUUCAGUGAACAGAGCACAUUCGUGUAUGUCUCCUCUCCAUCUCCUGCCUGCUUGGUCUGCUCUGUGAGAUAUAUUGCCCACAGGACUGUCUAAUGCUCAGAAGUUCUGGGAUUUUAAAAUUUAUCCUCAGGUCUGUGGUGAGGGAAGUCUUCAUAUUUACCUAAAGAAAAGAAUAAUUAAGAGCCUGAAAUAUCCAAGGUGGGAUCGGGGGAUUGGUGGGGGUGUGUGUUAUUAAACAGGAAAUUUAAAAGCAAUUUUGUACUGUCUGGUCAAAUAAACUUUCUAAACUUUCCAUUGUUAAUCAGAAAAUGCUUGGGAAUGAUAAAUGGAUGAGGAUUCAAAUAAAUAGAUCUCAAACGAUUCCAUUUGUUUGGUGAAAAAAACCCCCACAAAUAUGUAUAUGUGUGUGUGUCUUCUUGUGAGUGUGUGUCUGACAGGCUUUGUCCAUGCUAGAAAUGUUUGUGGCCUUCUUCAGGUAGAUACAUGGGAGGAGUUAGUGCUUGAAUGUUUAUUUACAUAUUUUUACACAAUUUUUCCUCCAGGAAGCUUGCUUAGUGGGCUCAGGCUGCAAUGUCAGUCCCUACCUACACAGGCCAGAAAUGAAGGACUCCAGGAGAGCUCUGGUCAUUUAUGGUUGUGGUUCCAGAUCGGUUAUGAGACACCUUUAAAUAGAGGUGACAAUUUUGUUUCUGGUUUUGUUUGGUUAGAGACAAACUCAUGAACAGUGUCAUCACUGGUUGAGCAAAGCAGAACUCACACUAUGCCAUGAAAAUGAACAGUCAAUGACAGACAGAGCCUAAAAGGGGUUCACAAGUCAAACUUGAAUAUAGUUCAAUGAAACAAUUUUCUGAUGAACAAAAAACUGUAGGAUUUCUUGAUUAAUGGAUAUAGCAAGUGUAUUUGGAGUUGACAAGAGAUUUGGUUUGGUUUAGGAAAAAUUGACAAAGAGGAUUUUAAUGAAACUUCUACUGGAUUAAUAUAAAGAAAAAAUAUAUCUGUAUAAUGUUAAAACUGAGUACACUGGAAGAUUUAGACAUAAACUAAGUAGGAGGGUUUUCAGUCUUCAAACCUCUGCCUCACCAACAGUCUAAGAAAGAAUUGGAACUGUGGUUACAGUAACUGUUAUCACAGAGAAAGUGAAGGCUGAGAAAUGCAGCCAGAGUGGCAGAAUAGCAGGUUGGCCAAGUCACAGGGUAGACAGACAGCAGAGCACUGGGUUUGUGUGGUGGGUGAGUGUAAAGCAGCAGGCAAGAACAAGGACAGAUGAAUGAGAUGUGCAGUCAUGAUCUCUGGAGGCAGACUGAUACCAGGCAGGGCUGUGAUGGAAUUAUCAAUGCAGUGGAAGUCCCACUCUGUUCUUGCCCAGGAGAGGAGGGUGAAAAGGGGAGGGAAUUCAUGGCUACCCUGCGGUGGAGAACUGCCCAUAAAGCAGCAAGAGCCUUUUAUCAAUAUACUUCAGAGGCUUUACUGCAGCAGCCAAGUGUUCCUGCUGCACACAAAACUCAAAGAUGAACGGGAACGUUUCUGAAAGACGUACAUAAGGUAGUAAAAAGAAAAAGGUAAGAUAGCAGAGAAAUCUGGAUGACCUGCAUAGCUGCAAGAGAUCUGGGAGGGAAGAUAUGACAUGAGUUCUGUAAUUUCAGCAGAACUCUCAGCAGAAUGUGAAUUCUAAGGCAGUAAUUGUCAUUUUCUGAUUCCUUAGUCCAGAAACCAUACUUUUAUAUAAACGACCAGAAGCCUGUCGAUUCAUAGAAUCCAAUGACCUUGACAUUUACCUUUCUCUGUUUCACAAACUUCUCCUCCAAACUCCCUCAGCCUGUGCCUGGUGCUUUAUAACCUGAGGCUGCAAUCCCGGAGAACCCAGUGACUGAGUUUCUCCGCUUGCCUGGCUGAGGCUGUCUCGGGAACGCAGUGCUCGGCCCAGAGAGGAGAAGAACAGGGCCUGAUGCUUGAAAAGGAAUGGAACAGCAACUCCAGGGGGAGAUCGGAAGUAGCAGCGUCCCUUCUCCCUCCAGCGGCCGGGGAUGCUGCGCUCCCCCGGGGGUACAUUCCCCAGCGCCGUUUGAGGCUGCUCAGCUCCAUAAAUGCCAUUUGCAUGGGGAUAGGAUGUAACAAGAGCUGUAAAUCACUGACGGCGGAGUGAACUCCUCAGGGGCAGACACGGCGGAGCCGAGCCUCCGAGAGCUGGGGCAAUGUGUGAACGAUAUCUUUUGUUGGGGGGAGAGGACUGAUGGCAAUUAGAUGAUACUUAUCUGGCCCUUUGAUGUGUAUUUACACAAACAACGUUUUCCUCCGGGAGUUGCUCUAUAAAGGAGGCCCGUGCUCCCCGACACGCUCCUUCCCGGCAUCUCCGAAGCAAGGCACGAUGACCAAGGCCCCUUUCUCCGUGGAAUGGUUGUCCCAGAGCAGCCAAGCUCUCAAGAGCCCCACCAAGGGCUCCCCACACCGAGCAUCGUCCGCGGGCCACCGGAGCGAGCGGAGCCAGGAGCGGCCGGCGGGCCCGCGGGACGGGACGGGCGGCAGGAGCCGGGAGCGCCCGGCGGCCACUCCCGCCGCAGGUACCGAGGGACACCGGGGGGUUCCCGGGCGGGGGCGGCGGCUCUGGGACACCCCGGCACCGGGACGGCACCACUGCUCGGGGGCGGCGGUUCCCCACGCGGUGCCCGGGCCCGGCUGACCCUUUCCUUCUCCUCAUCCCUGUGCCCAGGAGCAGGCGGGAGGCCAUCGGGAGCGGAGCAGCCGGUGCCGGAGGAGGGUCCCGAGUGCCCGGGCCCCGAGGAGCCGUGCGGGCGCGGCGGGCGGCGGCUGCGCACGGCGUUCAGCGCGGAGCAGAUCAGCACCCUGGAGAGCUCCUUCCAGCGGCAGCAGUACCUGGGCGCCGCCGAGCGCCGGCAGCUGGCGGGCAGGAUGCGCCUCUCCGAGGUGCAGAUCAAGACCUGGUUUCAGAACCGGCGGAUGAAGCUCAAGCGGCAGCUGCAGGAGUUGAGGACGGAGCCCUUCUGCAGCCCCGCUCUCCCGUACGGACCUCAGGGCGCUGUGGUGCCCCUGCCGCUCCCAUACGUGGCCCGGCCACCCCCUCUGCCCCGGCAAGGAGCUGCCUCUGAGGGCUUCCCUGUGGCGGCCCUGCCGGCACCCGCCCUGGACCUCAGCAGCGCCUGCAGAGCACAGCCAGUUGGCUUUUGGGCAGCACCCUGCUUUGUGGGCUACCGGGACCCCAGGGCUUUCCUGCUGGGUGUCUGACCCUCCGAUACCAACUAGGACUAAAGAGGAUUUGCACUACUGACAGAUAUCUGGGCUGCUCUCGUCCGUAACUGCUUGGUGGAGUUAUGAUGCAGCACCGAUCUAAACAUUUACAAAGACAUGCUGGACAAUCUGAAUCAUGGACUUCAGGCCCUUGCAUUUAUAGGCAACUGUAAAAUAUAAACGGGGUGGGACAAACAAUAAUAUAAAUGGAAUCUUUUAAUAAACCUAUUUUUUUUCCCA
Messenger RNA from Passer domesticus (house sparrow), 12604 nucleotides. Its product is annotated as homeobox protein HMX1-like. The transcript has 3 exons. Gene Ontology annotation, biological process: regulation of DNA-templated transcription. Gene Ontology annotation, molecular function: DNA binding; DNA-binding transcription factor activity, RNA polymerase II-specific. Lineage: Eukaryota; Metazoa; Chordata; Aves; Passeriformes; Passeridae. Bases 11513 to 12361 code for a protein of 282 amino acids. The record is from RefSeq and is a predicted model, not a curated record.